AUGUGUCAUCAUUUGACCGAGGCUGCCGGGCCCGUCCAGCCAGACAAAAGCGGCAGCGGUGUGGACAGUGGGAGUGUGAUGUACCCGAGCUCUGGGGCGGCCACUGGACACCAACAGCAACAACAGCAACAAAGAUAUCGGGUCUCAUCAUCGCAACAGCCGACCACCGGCUCCGGCAUCUACUCCACAGUCAACACCAUUACCACCUCAUCGCUGUCCGCACAACAGUCAGCACAACAACAACAGCAACAACAACAGCAGCCGUCGGCCGAGAUCGGCUUCUCCACAGCCGAAGCCCUGUUUGGCGCCCAAUUUGGCGACAGUUUCUCUAUGCGUCCGCCGCCUAUCUAUACGAGUCAGAGCGCAGGCAUGUGUGGCGGCCCUCAAGACAAUGGCGGGACAGUCGUCGGUACGGCUGUCGCCGCGUUGGUUACGCCACUCAUAUCGACUCAGUCCUCGAUGGCCGACGACCUGUUUGGCCGUCUGAACCCCCAGUGCGUGACCACCACUGCGUCCGCACAACAACAACAACAACAACAACAGUUUCAGCCGCAGAAACAAUACCAGUGGUCGACGUACACCACCGCCGGACCCGCCCUCCAGACCUCUACCGUAGACUAUGGCGGAUUCGGCGGACAGUUGACCGCAAUUGUGCCCAAACAGGAGCCGAUGUCUGUGUCGGACGCGUACGUGAUUACGGCCAGCAUAUCGCCAUCCGAUGCCACUCAACCCCAACAACAGCAACAACAGUCCACUUCGGGCACAAUCCCGGCCACACUCGCCGAGUAUAACCAGUCGACGAGCAAAGGGCACGAAAUACUGUCGCAGGCGUACCAGAACUCGCCGAUACCGUUGAAACUGAUCCCGGUCAAAGCGAGAAAGUACCCCAAUCGACCAUCGAAGACGCCGGUCCACGAGCGGCCCUACGCCUGUCCCAUAGAGUCGUGCGAUCGCCGGUUCUCCCGGUCGGACGAACUCACGCGACACAUCCGCAUCCACACCGGCCAGAAGCCGUUCCAGUGCCGCAUCUGUAUGCGCUCGUUCUCCCGCUCAGACCAUCUGACCACUCAUGUCAGGACCCAUACGGGAGAGAAACCCUUUUCGUGCGAUCUCUGCGGCCGUAAGUUUGCCAGAAGUGAUGAGAAGAAACGACACGCGAAGGUUCACCUCAAACAGAAGAUCAAGAGAGAGGCCCGCGGGAGCGCCAGUGGCGGCCACUCCGCCCGAGACAGUCAUAAUCAGUCACAACAGAGGCCACAAUCCAGCGGCGGAUCGUCGUCCGCGUCGGUGACCACCACAUCCUCGACGGCGGCCACUCAUUCGCAUCCACGACAACAACAUAAUUCUGGAGCCCCUGUUGUUGGCCAACAACAACAGCAACAGCAACAACACCGACAAACUAGUCUGUGUCCCACCUCUGGGGUCACUCUAACAGGUUUGCCUCCCGAUCCCAAUCAAUACACGAUGACUAUCGUCACGACAACUGCCUUACAAUGA
Medioppia subpectinata is the source of this 1497-nucleotide messenger RNA. Lineage: Eukaryota; Metazoa; Arthropoda; Arachnida; Sarcoptiformes; Oppiidae. The record is from the annotation of a GenBank genome assembly.